Messenger RNA from Ananas comosus (pineapple), 1046 nucleotides. RefSeq lists its product as uncharacterized. The record is from RefSeq and is a predicted model, not a curated record. The transcript has 3 exons. Lineage: Eukaryota; Viridiplantae; Streptophyta; Magnoliopsida; Poales; Bromeliaceae. Bases 479 to 712 code for a protein of 77 amino acids.
UCCAUUUUUUUGAUUUUCCCGAACACGGUUUUAAAAAGCUCGAAGGUGAUGGAUCUUUCCAGAAGCUCACGAUCACUAACAAAUCAUGCACUUAUAUCGUACGUGUAGAAGUAGCUCAGCUCAGUGCCUGUUAUUUAGAUUGUGUUCUUGGCUUUUUAGAUAAGAAAAAUUAAUUUAACAGUUUAAAAGAAAAAUUAAAAGAUAAUUAUCUCAUCAAAUAAUUAAAAAUUGAGCAAAAGCCAGUUUUUCGAAGCGAUUUAUGAGACGGUAAUAGUGUAAAAAAUGAUAGCAAAAACCGACGGACUAGUUUAAAAUAUCGAAGGACGUGAUGGACUAAUGUGCAAAAAGUCUCUGUAUAUUAUUAUGGUCCCCUCGGAUCCCUAAGGCCCGUUACCCCGUAGCCACCGCAAAGUCCACAGAGAAAAGAAAAGAGGCGAGGAAAGGGUUCGGGGGAAAGAGAACGAGGAGAGCGAUCGCCAUGGGAGGCGGCAACGGGCAAAAGGCGAAGAUGGCGCGCGAGAGGAACAUGGAGAAGAACAAAGCGGCCAAAGGGAGCCAGUUGGAAUCGAACAAGAAGGCCAUGAACAUCCAGUGCAAGGUAUGCAUGCAGACAUUCAUCUGCACCACGUCAGAAGUGAAGUGCAGGGAACAUGCCGAGGCGAAGCAUCCGAAGACUGAUCUCUACCAGUGCUUCCCCCACCUUAAAAAAUAGUACUGGGGCUAGAAGAAGAAAGAUACAACUGUUACUAGUUUUCUUAAGGGUGGUUUUAUCUGUUCUGUGUGUUAAACUGGGUUGCAUAAGUGUGUAGACAUCCAUCUGUAAUGCUUUGAACUAUUUUAAGAGUGGAUUUGCUUCCCUGCUGAUGCAUCUUCUGCUUAUUCGUAUUUGAAAACAUAUUCUUUGGUAACAAUCUGGUGAAAGAAAACCAACAGUUUAGUUUUCCGAAAUGUAUGUUAAUGGAAUCAAGUGUCAGAAUGUAGUUGCUGUUGUCUGUAUGGUGCGAUCAUUUUACAUGACAAGAUGGCAGAGAUUAAACACCCUUUUA